Molecule: messenger RNA, 1584 nt
Organism: Phalaenopsis equestris
Lineage: Eukaryota; Viridiplantae; Streptophyta; Magnoliopsida; Asparagales; Orchidaceae
Exons: 3
Coding region: 1-1584 (527 amino acids)
Source: RefSeq, a predicted model, not a curated record
AUGUCCACCUUCUGUGAUAGCAUCAGCAGUGCUGGGCUUUUUGAAUUGGGCUUUAAGGGCCCUGAGUUUACCUGGAAAAGGGGUCAUUUGUGGGGAAAACUGGACAGAUUUCUUGUGAAUGACUACUGGCAAUCUCAAUUUAUGCUCACUUUUGUCACUCACCUUAGCCUUGCAGGCUCUGACCAUAGGCCUCUCCUUAUAAGCAUCACAUCUUUUCAAUUACCUCCCACACCUUCUCCUUUUAGAUAUCUUAACAUGUGGUCCUCCCAUCCUCUUUUCCCAAAAAUUAUUUUUGAACAUUGGUUUGACAUCUCACACCCUGACCCUUUGGUGAAGCUUAGCUUACUUCAAAUCAAAACUGGAAAGGCCUUACAGAAAUGGAAUUGGGAAGCUUUUGGAAAUGUUUUCACUAAGGUGACUGGUGCUGAAAUAAAUGUCACAAAAGUUGAACAGGAGGCACAACAAGGCUUUGUGGGGGAGGAGGAACUACUCAGUGCACACAACAUCUUGCUCAAUGCCAUUGAGUAUCAGGACCAAUUUCUGAAACAGAAGCCAGCUAUGAACAUCUUCACUGAUGGGGAAAGAAAUACCAAGUUUUACCAUGCUUAUAUCAAAUACAAAAGGAAAUUGCAGAAUACCAGGCUUCCCAUUGAGACUCAUUACUUCUCUGAUGAGCUGAGUUGUACAAAUAACCUCAAUCUCAUUGAUCCCCAUACAACAAAGGAAAUUUGGGAGGCCAGUAGCUCUAUUGACAGCUCUAAGGUAGCUGCCCCUGAUGGUUACGUUGCAGAUUUUUAUAAAAAAUCUUGGGAUACUAUUAAAGCUGAUGUUAUUGCUGCAGUGGGCAGGUCUAUCAUUGAUAAUGCUCUACUGACACAUGAACUUCUGCAUGAUCUGAAUAAACCUUGUAGAGGGGGCAAUCUGAUCUAUAAACUGGACAUGAAGAAGGCUUAUGACACAAUUAGCUGGGAUUUUAUAUUGGAGAUACUCACUGCUAGGGGAUUUCAUACUUCCUUUUGCCAACUUAUUCACAUACAGUUAAACAACAAUGCCCACUCAAUCCUCCUCAAUGGGAGAACCUGGGGAUCUUUUACUGCCACCAGAGGUUUGAAGCAAGGAGACCCUUUAUUCCCCACCAUCUUCAUCUUAGCCAUAUACUACUUAUCUAGAAUGAUUGAUGCUGCUCUCCUACCUCAAAACUAUUCCAGAUACCAUCAUAGCUCUAAUAUUCCAAUUUCCCACCUUUUCUAUGCUGAUGGUAUUAUGGUUUUUUCAAGUGCUCAUAAGAAUGCAGUGAAGAAAGUUUUCCAAAGUCUAAAAAAGUUCCAACUGCACUCAGGGAUGCAAUUUAAUGUUGAUAAAUGCCAACUGAUCUUUAAUAAGAAAGCCUCCUCCAAUUGUAAGCAAUGGGCCACUGCUUACACAGGGUUUUCUUAUACUCAGCUUCCCAUCAAGUAUCUUGGAGUUACAUUGCUAACUGGAAGAACCAAACAUAUUCAAUUUGAAGAAGUCCUCAAUAAGAUCUCCUCCUUCCUCUCUGGCUGGACCCAAUCUUUCCUCUAUAAUGGUGGGAGAAUUACUUAG